Molecule: messenger RNA, 303 nt
Organism: Staurois parvus
Lineage: Eukaryota; Metazoa; Chordata; Amphibia; Anura; Ranidae
Source: the annotation of a GenBank genome assembly
CAUGUGAUUAGCUCCAAUCGUGUCAAAUCACAGCUGAUCACUGAUCAUCAGGGCACUGAUGAUCAGUGUGGCCCCAGCAGUGCCACCUGUCACUGUCCAUCAGUGCUCGCCAGUGCCACAUCAAUGCCACAUAUCAGUGCCUACCAGUGCACAUCAAUGCCACCUAUCAGUGCCCAUCUGAGCUGCUUUCAGUGCCUAUCAGUGCCACCUAUCAGUGCCAGUCAGUGCCGCCUAUUAGUGCCAUAUAUCGGUGCUGCCUUUCCGUGCCCAUCAGUGAUGUCUGUCAAUGCCCAUCAGUGCCAC